AUGAAAGGAAGGUUUAGAAGGAACAAUCUUCAUGGGCUGAAUUUGGACAGAGGCAUACUUGAGGAGGUUGUGGAUGUCAAAUUAGAAGUGUUAAAUUAUUUCAAGAAGUAUUUUUCGGAACCGAUUCCGUUUAGACCGGUUAUGGAUGGGGUGUUCUUCAACUUCCUUUCAGAUACAAAUAAAGCUUUCCUUGAUUCUCCCUUUUUGUUGGAAGCUAUUAGAGAAGUGGUUUGGAAUUUUUACAUGCAUGGAAAACUUCCUAAAGAUGUCACCGCUUCUUUUAUUGCUCUUGUUCCUAAAGCAGAUAAUCUGCAUAGCAUUGAAGAGUUUAGGCUAAUUUGUUUGGUGAGUUCUUUAUAUCGUGUUAUUUCUAAAUUUUUAGCUGCCAAGUUGAAAGUUGUAGUCGGUAAGUUAGUUGCUUAUUCUCAAACGAAUUUUAUAGAAGAGAGAAAAAUGUUUGAUGGUGUUUUGGUUUUUAAUGAGGUGUUAGAUUUUUACAAAAGAAUGAAAAGGAAGUGCUGA
Lathyrus oleraceus (garden pea) is the source of this 522-nucleotide messenger RNA. RefSeq lists its product as uncharacterized. The transcript is spliced from 2 exons. The record is from RefSeq and is a predicted model, not a curated record. Bases 1 to 522 code for a protein of 173 amino acids. NCBI's taxonomy places the organism in Eukaryota, Viridiplantae, Streptophyta, Magnoliopsida, Fabales, Fabaceae.